CGCGUCAACCAUAGAAUGGCGCAAGAUGAUGUAAAGCACAACUCGCCGUCGAACUUAUCGCUGGACCAAGGAUACUCUUCAGGAUCGGACGGCCAGCAUAUACAAGAGAAGGAAACAAAGAAGAACAAAACAUGGUCGCGCAUCUACAACACCAUAACAUACACACCACCGCGAUGUCGCUGGGACCCCGAGAAGCCACCAGAAUUCAGCAUGGCGUUGAACGUCCUGUUCGGCUUUGCUGGUGCUUUUACAGUCGCCAAUCUCUACUACAGUCAUCCUAUCCUGAAUAUCCUGGCGGAAGAAUUCAAUGUACCUUAUGACAAGGUCUCACAGAUUCCGACUGUCAUGCAGGCAGGAUAUGCGGCCGGUCUCUUGUUCUUGUGCCCGCUAGGUGAUCUCCUACCACGAAGACCAUUUGUUCUGUCGCUUGAUUUGGCUGCCUUCACUGCAAUCUCUUUCGUCACGGCUGUCACUACCGUUACACCACAGCUUAUGCUUCCUCUGGUUGGCGAUCUUGCACCNCCUAGCAAGAGGGCAGCAUCUCUGUCGAUCGUUACCUCCGGCCUCUUAUUAGGCAUGUUGAUAGCUCGACUCCUAUCUGGUGUACUUACCAACUAUACCUGUAAGCUUACUUCCGUAGAACGACUGUUAAAUGAGCUGACCACAUCUGUAUANGCAUGGCGCAACAUUUACUGGCUGGCACUAGGACUCCAGUAUGCCAUCUUUGUCUUGCUCUGGCUCUUCAUGCCAGACUAUCCUUCAACCAACCCCAACGGCAUUAAUUACUUCAAGAUUCUCUGGUCAAUCCUCGAGAUGCUGUUCAAGGAGCCAGUGCUAGUGCAAGCCUGUUUUGUCACUUUCUUUACAGCAGCAACAUUCACCUGCUUCUGGACGACAUUGACCUUCCUCCUCGCCGGAGCACCGUACAACUACGAUUCCUUGACAAUCGGUCUUUUCUCUCUCAUCGGCAUAGCGAGUAUGUUUAUCGGACCGGUCUGGGCAAAGUAUGUUAUCGAUCGCUUCGUACCAUUGUUCUCCGUAAUACUAGGAGAGUGCUGGUGUAUGCUGGGCAUCUGCAUCGGCACAUACACCGGCCGCAUCACGAUCGCUGGACCAGUCAUCCAAGCUUUCUUCAACGACUUUGGCUUGCAGACAGCCCAAAUCGCCAAUAGAAGUGCCAUUUACAGCAUCGCGCCUAAAGCACGCAACCGUGUCAACACUGCCUUUAUGGUUGCAACCAGUGUUGCCCACGAUCCCGAGAAGGGUGUAACGCAACAGGAACGAGUGAACGAGGGUCAUGUACUUGAGAAAGGCAUUGAGAUGCUCGGAGCGGAAGAUGGCGAGAACCCUGUACGAGAGAUGAAAGACCACGAGGAUGAAGAAAAGAGCUCUACCUGCCAGGAUAGUGAUGAGAUCACACCUGCACAGGAUACGCAUAGAGUGUAA
This is a messenger RNA of Aureobasidium vineae, 1446 nucleotides long. NCBI's taxonomy places the organism in Eukaryota, Fungi, Ascomycota, Dothideomycetes, Dothideales, Saccotheciaceae. The record is from the annotation of a GenBank genome assembly.